Molecule: messenger RNA, 606 nt
Organism: Podospora anserina S mat+
Lineage: Eukaryota; Fungi; Ascomycota; Sordariomycetes; Sordariales; Podosporaceae
Exons: 1
Biological process (GO): peptidyl-lysine dimethylation
Molecular function (GO): protein-lysine N-methyltransferase activity
Source: RefSeq, a predicted model, not a curated record
CUAGGAACUGUACCCAAUUUUGAUAUUAAAACCCCCACCACCACGGUGCAAAACCGCACAGUCUGCGAGCUCGGCGCCGGCGCCGGCCUCCCCUCCCUCGUGGCCUCCAUGCUGGGCGCUUCCCUCGUCGUCUGCACUGACUUCCCCGACCCGGACCUCAUCGCCACCAUACAAAAAAACAUUGACGGGUGCCACCUCCUCCCCCACGACAACGACGAGCUCAACAUCGUCGCUGACGGUUUUGUCUGGGGCGCCUCCCCUUCCACCCUCCUCCGUCACUCCCCUAACGGGUUCGACGUCCUCAUCCUCGCCGAUUUGCUCUUCAGACACUCUGAGCACGGCAAUAUGAUCAAGACCAUCAGGGAGACUCUCAAGCGCACAAGAGAAGCAAAAGCCUAUGUCGUCUUUUGCAGCUACCGCCCCUGGCUGAGGGAAAAGGAUCUCAAGUUUUUUGACCUGUGCAGGGAGGAUGGGUUCGAGGUGGAACAAAUCUUGGAAAAGAAGAUGGACAAGAAGCUAUUUGAGGAGGAUCCGGGGGACGAGGAGAUCCUCAAGACGGUUACGGGGUGGGUAGUUAGUUGGCCUGAGAAGGAGUGGGUUGCGUGA